Messenger RNA from Sinocyclocheilus anshuiensis, 2680 nucleotides. RefSeq names its product voltage-dependent calcium channel gamma-2 subunit-like. NCBI's taxonomy places the organism in Eukaryota, Metazoa, Chordata, Actinopteri, Cypriniformes, Cyprinidae. The record is from RefSeq and is a predicted model, not a curated record. The transcript is spliced from 5 exons. Gene Ontology annotation, cellular component: postsynaptic density membrane; voltage-gated calcium channel complex; AMPA glutamate receptor complex. Gene Ontology annotation, biological process: postsynaptic neurotransmitter receptor diffusion trapping; calcium ion transmembrane transport; positive regulation of synaptic transmission, glutamatergic. Gene Ontology annotation, molecular function: channel regulator activity; voltage-gated calcium channel activity. The coding region runs from base 1373 to 2368 and encodes 331 amino acids.
UGCCUACAUCCCUCUCCCAAAUCUUCACUAGCACACAAGCAAAGGGGAGAGAAGCAGACCCAGCACACCACGUUCCUCAUUAUCAGGUCUUUUUGUCUUUUACAUGGCGCAAGAGCUCUGCAAGCGGGACGGUUCUGGGUGCGAGAAAGCCAGCGCGGAUUUGGAUAAGCGAGCACCAGUGGCGGGUGUCGACCACAGCAGUUCCGGCGCCUCCGCCUUCUCGGUCUUCUCUAGCCGGCUCUAUGACUAGUAAUGGUCGGCUUGUUCUGCUGGAUGCUCCCUGCUCUAACCGGAUCUUCGACGGCACCAUAUUCAACAGCAGAUUGCCAUUUUCGGAAGAGACCUUCAAAGAGCUAGGAGAUACAUAUGGAAACUGGGGAUCAGAAUUUUAGGAAAAAGGAUAUAUAGUAGUGCUUUAUUUUAUUAUUCCAUUUUGCUCAUUUAUGUUUCGUUCUCAAUUAAUUCUCUCAUUCCAUCGUUGACUUGAUUUGUUAAAUUGAUGCGAGAGCGGCAGCAGCAGAUUUAGAUUCACCUGGACAUUCUUUUUGUUGGUUUUGAACUGGACUAUCCUGGCCAUCCAUCCAUCUAUCCUAUAUUUUUUUUCUGCUCCUGCACUUCAAUAGAGCUUUCCCUGUCCUUUCUGGGGGUUUUCUUCCUCUCUGCGUCUUUCCCUCUUGAUUAGAAUAGACUAGGAUUUGCUUAGCCAUAUUAAGAGAGGACAGCGUUUGUUAAGCAGCUACGUAGGUCAACAGUUGUUGUAACACAUCGAAUUGUUUAGAUAUAUUCCGAUCCGAAGCAAAGCCUUCCAUUGCUCCAUCAACGCCAGUCUGAAUUCCACAUUCUUCCUAAACCAGUAUUUAUCCUCAAUUCCUAUCACAUCAAAUCUACGCGCCUAAAUUGUCAUAAUUAAAACCGAGCAUUGUUCAACACUGGCUUAAUUGCCGUGGCGUUUGAAUUACAUGCUCGGGCCACUAUUAAAGGCCUCGGCAAUUAAUUAUUAUCUUUGAUUAGUGGCUUUGUAGCGUGAAUGUUCGUGUAAAUUUAAGCUGUAGCACUAGCUGCUGCAUAUCUUACCUUGUUUAGAAAAAAAGAGAGACAAGGACAAACGAUUUAGGACGGUAAAAUUGCUCUUUGUUGGAACAGUGCGGAAAGCGUACCGUUCCACUCCAAAAACAAACGAAAAAGCCAGAAAGGCUCACCUAUUUCUUCCUUAAUCGGUUCUCACCCAAACGCAACCAUAAGGUUCCUACCGCAUCCUCCCCCUUCCCCCUCCUUUCGCUCAAAUAUAUCCCAUUUUUUAAAUUUGAUUUGGUCCCGUAAAUUUUCAAAUAUUUAUUUCCUAUACAUCAAGAGGAAAGGGGGUCCCCCUUUCAUGGAAUGCGGAAACAUGGGUGUGUUUGACCGCGGAGUUCAGAUGUUAUUGACCACGGUGGGCGCGUUCGCCGCCUUCAGUCUCAUGACCAUCGCGGUGGGCACGGACUACUGGCUGUACUCGCGCGGCGUGUGUAAGAUCAAGAGCAACAACGAGAACGAGACCAGCAAGAAGAACGAAGAAGUGAUGACCCACUCGGGACUGUGGAGGACAUGUUGCUUGGAAGGAAACUUCAAAGGAUUGUGUAAGCAGAUAGAUCACUUUCCAGAAGACACAGAUUAUGAAGCAGAUGCCUCAGAGUACUUCUUACGAGCCGUACGAGCGUCUAGUAUCUUCCCCAUCCUCAGCGUCAUCCUGCUCUUCAUGGGUGGCCUGUGUAUAGCUGCCAGCGAGUUCUACAAGUCCCGUCACAAUAUCAUCCUCAGUGCAGGAAUCCUCUUUGUGUCUGCAGGCCUCAGUAACAUCAUUGGCAUGAUCGUGUACAUAUCAGCCAAUGCGGGGGAUCCUUCAAAGAGCGACUCCAAGAAGAACAGCUACUCGUAUGGCUGGAGUUUCUACUUUGGUGCUUUGUCCUUUAUCAUGGCUGAAAUGGUGGGCGUGCUGGCCGUGCACAUGUUCAUCGACCGGCACAGGGAGCUGCGGGCAGGCACGCGGGCCGCAGAUUACCUGCAGGGCUCGGCUAUCACGCGCAUCCCCAGCUACCGCUACCGCUACCGGCGCCGCUCCCGCUCCUCAUCCCGCUCCACAGACCCCUCGCACUCCCACAACGCCUCGCCGGUGGGCUUGAAGGGUUUCGGGGCUCUGCCCUCCACCGAGAUCUCCAUGUACACACUCACCCGCGGGGGCGACACCCUAAAGGGCAGCCACGGCACUCCCACCGCCACCUACAAUUCGGAGAGGGACCACAACUUCCUGCAGGUCCACAACUGCAUCCAGAAGGACUUGAAAGACUCAUCCCACACUAACACAGCCAACCGACGCACCACCCCCGUAUGAGGCACAACCUCCCCCCAUAUAGAUCGCUAGGAGAGGGAGACGGGAGCAGGGCAGAGAGGGGGCGGAGGCCCGAAAUAUUACAGAUAAAACUUCAUGUAUCAGGCGUUUUCAUGAUCUGGAGAAACCGGGAGGAUUUUUACUUUUCAAUCAAAGAUUACACAUGUAUGCAUGAUUUUGCCAUUGACAAAAUGAGGCUGGUUUGAAAUGGAGAGAGGCUAUAAGAGAUAUGCAGAGGGGUUCUUUCGGCCCGUCACACGGGAGCUGUAGCUUGUGGCAUUGAUUUGACAUGUUUUUGUUAAGGAAGCAUUUCAC